GGCGCUCGGCAUGCGUGAUUUUCAGCAUUAGAGAGCACUGCUUCUGGAGAGCGCUCGCUUUGUGAAGGUGGAUUUACAAAGUGACCAGAAACUGACCGCCUUUGUCUAGCUGUUUUUUUUUUUUUCUAACUUGACGGAUUAUCACCAGAACCAUGAACGUGUCGCCACCAGACCGGAGGAAAAACGUGAGAGAGCUGGCUUUGGAGAUUGGCAUCCGAGUUCUGCUUUUCGGAGUUUUUGUAUUUACAGAAUUUCUGGAGCCCUUUGAGAGAGUGAUUCAACCAGAGGAGCUUUGGCUCUACAAGAAUCCUCUCGUUGAGUCAGACCACAUUCCCAAGAGGGUCAUGUUCGCUAUUUCAUUUCUUACCCCAUUGGCGGUGAUAUUUGUGGUGAAGAUAAUUCAGAGGACGGACAAGACGGAGAUGAAAGAGGCAUGUUUUGCUGUGUCCCUGGCCCUCGCAUUGAAUGGAGUCUUCACAAAUACUAUCAAAUUGAUUGUUGGCAGACCCAGGCCCGAUUAUUUCCACCGUUGUUUCCCUGAUGGACAGGUAAAUGCGAAGAUGCUGUGCACCGGGGAGCCAGAUAUAGUCUCCGAGGGACGCAAGAGCUUCCCUAGCAGCCAUUCCUCCUUUGCAUUCUCCGGACUCGGCUUUACCUCCUUCUACCUGGCGGGGAAGCUGCAGUGUUUUACGGAUAAAGGUCGGGGGCGUAGCUGGCGUCUCUGUGCCAUGGUGCUGCCUCUCUACAGCGCCAUGAUGAUUGCAUUAUCCCGGACCUGCGACUACAAACACCACUGGCAAGACGCUGUUGUUGGAGGAGUGAUCGGUUUGCUGUUUGCCUAUAUCUGCUACCGCCAGCACUACCCACCCUUUCUGCAUAUGGACUGCCACCUGCCUUAUGCCAGUCUGGCUGCUGUCGCCCACAUGCCCUCGCAUCCCCAGGACGACCCGCAGCCCACGGACAAUGCCACCAGCCUUCCCCUCGAAGGCUUGACUGAAGGGCCAGUAUGACUAGUGGCCACCACCGAGACGUCCCCAAACACCCUCACCAAGCCAGCGAGCCCACCUCCACAUUCCAAGUGACUGGCUGGCUCUUGUAUACAUUCCAGUGGACUUUAAACUACGCACCAAUCUACAUACCCAGUCUCGGUGACACCCACAUGUUUAUUUUUUUGGGUUAUAAACAGUCUAUAUUUAGAUGUGAUGUAUGAGAGGAGUUUAUGAAAAAUGGGACAUCACCUCUGAGAGGGAAGAGAGAAAAACAUGCUGAAAACCCGAGGAAUCACGUCCUACUAAUGGCUGUGAAGGAAGAUGAAAAUAUCUCCAGUUUUUCCGGAUUUUUUUGCUUAAUGAGAAAUGUGGUUGACAGGUUGUUUUAUGUCAGAGUACAUUUAAUGUUUUGCUGUGAAGUAUUGGGAAAAGCAAGUUGGAGAUACCCAGAAACAUCCCAUGAAAUGUCACAGCAAUCAGUCAUGAAAUCUAACCAAUUAAGAAGAGUAUAUUUCCCACUAAGCCAUGACUUAUAGAAUUGAAUAGCAUGAAAUCUGAUGACAUUGUGUUUCAGUCGUACUUUAAAAGCACAUAACGUCCUUUAAAACCCAAGGAUUUGGAUCACUGCUUUUUUAAAUUUCUGGUUGUCAAAUUUGACAUAAAGCUGUAUAUAGAACCAAUUUGCUUUUGCACAAAAUCACUGCUCCAUAUCAAGGACAGUAUUCAAUGUUCCCCAACUUUACUAUCCUACAUUCACCCAUUUUUUCUUAUUAUAUUUCUCCCCAUUCUCUUUGGGCUUAUAGGCUUCAGCAGUCCUGCAUAUUGCCCCUUCCCAAUUUCUCUCCUUCUACUUGUCACCCUCCAAUUUUAACAGGGAGGUGCUAAUGGCGGGGCUGGAGUGUGUCUGGAGUUAAGCGACAAAAACUUCAAUCUGAUCCUGCAUUAAUUCUCAUUAAGAGGGGUCAGCUACUGCUGCUUAUGCGCACAUUUGGUCUAUAUGAGUUGGCCAAUAGAUGACCCACACAUUUCAAAAGGCUUUCAGCCCACUGUAGCCCCACAAAUAAAUAAUCUAGCAUUCAGGAGAUGGCAGCUCUGAACCCGGGGCAGCGAUUGUGAUGUUUUAUUCAUUCGUAAAUGUUCCAUUAUUUAUUAAUAUUUCCGAGGCAUGUCCAAACAAACACCAAAGAUUUGUAGUUUUUUUCUUGCUUAGGUUGUAUGCACCCUGCUUUGUUAGACACAAUGAAACACUACACUGGUUCCCCUAUCAUCAACAGAGCAAUUUGUUGCCUCUUACCAGUUCUGUUAGAAAGGACAGAUCAUUUUGUUGCCCUGGUUACACUGUGAUUUUAGUCAUUGCUGUGACAUUAAUGGGAAGGUGCAAUCUCAGCUUACCUCGAAACCAACCAAGCUACUGAAAAGGCAAUGAUUAUAUGCAUUUGCACUGAAACAUGAAGGGUGAGGAAACACAUGAAAACAGCAUGAUACAAAAUGAACAGCUAGCCAAACGUAAAAGGUUGUUUUAUUAUUAUCUUGUCAUAUCAGUCAAGACACAUAUUUAUGUAGAAAGCAACACUUGAAAUGGCCACAAGCUGCUAUUUGCAUUAAUAGAAAAAGAAAGCUUCUUUGUUAUUUUAAACACCAUUUAUAGAAAUCAGCCACAAUCAAGCUUCUAUCAUUACGCCAACCCAUUGGCAGCUCUUUACAUCUGUGUGUGAAUGUGUGUGCAGGUUUUUGACAAAGCCUAUCCUGCACAGAUGCAAUACAAAACUUUUUGCAAGAGAGCAGAAAAAGGUGCUCGACUACUCAUAAGACUCUGUGACGAGACUUGAAGAGGCUCUGAGAGUUGCCUGGAGAGCAAUUUGUGACCUCCUUGCUGGUCUUUCAGCACUAGUCUGCAGACAUCUUGAAGCAGAUUUGGGGAUGAAAUGACACAGAUGCAUUAUGUUCUAUAGACCUGCAUUCGCCUGACUUGGCAGCCUGAUGUUUGUAUUUUGUCAUUUUAGUAUUUCCUAUUAGAUGGUGCAGUGUUUAUUGGAAACAUGUUGUUCAGAAUUCAUGUCUGUAGCAGUAUUUUUGCUUUAUCAGCAGAGGAUUAAUGUUUCCCACUUCCCACCUUUUAAUCAUCUUCCUUUAUUUUUUUUAUUUGGUGCUACAGAUACUUUUGUAGCAGUAGGCGUCACUUUUAUGUUAAAAUUGUUGUCAUUCUGAAAUGAAACCUCAAUAAUUGUCUACAGAGAAAAAAUAAAAUAUUAAAGUUAAUAUUCAUUUCUUUUCAAAUUGGAUGCACAACGAUAACCAGUGCAUGUUAUUCCGUAUCUUUUCUUUUCAUUCAUUUCACCUUCUAAUGGACUAAAGGAAUAAAAGUGAAAAAAUAAGAAUAAAGAGAUUAUAAUCAAUCAUAAUGAAUAGAUGUCUGAAGAAAAAAGAGUGUAAGACUUAAAAACUUUCUUGGCAUGCCAGUUUAAUUUGUGAGAAAAUACUUUCUAUGAAUAAGCAUGUCUGGCCUUGAGAACUCUUUGAGCUGUGUUAAACCGUUUAUAUAUUUUGUGUUAAAUAAAAGCAGCUGUGUGAAAUUUGUCCAAGAAGAAAACAGAUGAGCCUAAUGUAUCUUGUCAACUUGUGAUCGUUGGAGCCUACCUUUGUUGCCGUGAUGGGAACUCUUCACUUGAACACAUGUAAUUCAGAAACCAAUUUUGGAUGUUUAUAUGAAGAAUCUCCGCCCUGUUAUCAGAACAUGGUUCUCACUAAGUUAUAAUAUGCAAAUGAACAAUCGGACGUUAUGCAUCCACAGACGUUUGCUGUAUCCCAAGUUCAGUUCAAUGAAUUUAUGCUUCAACGGACCUGCUGUUGGAUUGCACUGUGCUACUGAGGCUGUUGGGUGUGUGUGUGAAUGUAACUCUGUGCUUAGUGUGUGUUGUGUUCUUCUGCAUCA
This is a messenger RNA of Eleginops maclovinus (Patagonian blennie), 3921 nucleotides long. It is a transcript of the gene plpp4, whose product is annotated as phospholipid phosphatase 4. Gene Ontology annotation, molecular function: phosphatidate phosphatase activity. Lineage: Eukaryota; Metazoa; Chordata; Actinopteri; Perciformes; Eleginopidae. The transcript has 7 exons. The coding region runs from base 153 to 1010 and encodes 285 amino acids. The record is from RefSeq and is a predicted model, not a curated record. Gene Ontology annotation, biological process: phospholipid metabolic process; phospholipid dephosphorylation.